Molecule: messenger RNA, 6200 nt
Organism: Lineus longissimus
Lineage: Eukaryota; Metazoa; Nemertea; Pilidiophora; Heteronemertea; Lineidae
Product: rho GTPase-activating protein 8-like
Exons: 19
Coding region: 153-1775 (540 amino acids)
Biological process (GO): negative regulation of endocytic recycling; small GTPase-mediated signal transduction
Cellular component (GO): cytoplasm
Molecular function (GO): GTPase activator activity
Source: RefSeq, a predicted model, not a curated record
GAACUUCAGGGAAAUUGCUUUCGUUAUGAUCAUCUGAAAUAACCACGGAUUUUGGCUGAUCGGAUCAUCUAUUUCUCUCAAAUUGGUGCUAGAACGUUGGAACAGUAAUCCAGCUAAUGUAAUAUGUCCAUGGUUGAACAUCUAUUGUAAUAAUGGCACAUCAAUCGGGGUCCGAAUCUCUCAGCAAAUUUCAUGUUGACAAGCCAGCAGAUGUCCGGGAGGAUGACGCAGAAUCCUCGGAGGGGAGCAUAGAGCGAGAGCUGGAAUGGACACGUGAUCUUGAUGAACCACAGCUUGAAUUUGAUGAAACAGGACUAGAAUUAGCAGCAGAAAGAGAAAUGAGCAAGGAACAAGAGCUGGAACAAGAUGAAGAAGGCAAUGAAAGUCAUCACUAUCAAUCAUUUCGAUUUCGCAACGGCAACAUCGAGUGGACUGUCCUCGAUCUUGAUUCACAGAAUCGCAUUGGAGUGUCAGAACUCCAGAAUGAGUUGGGAGGUCAGGGUGCAUUCAGGAGUGGCGCCAUCACGCCAGAUGGCUUGAUCGAUGAAGAUUUCGAGGAGGAGUUAGGAUCUCCCGCACAGGAAGUGGCCACUGACAUCGAUGCCGACUUCCAGGACAUAGCACGCCUCGGCAUUGUGCAGGUAGCAGGUGAUGACAACUACGGGCGGAAAGUCAUUGUGUUUGCGGCGUGCCGGAUGCCCCAGGCAGCCGACCUUGACCAUCAACAUCAACGGCUGUUAAAAUACAUGAAGUACACCCUUGAUCAGUAUGUGGAGAAUGACUACACCCUUGUCUAUUUCCAUUACGGCUUGAAUAGCAAAAACAAGCCAUCAUUCUCAUGGCUGAGGGAGGCAUACAGGGAGUUUGAUCGAAAGUAUAAAAAGAAUCUGAAGGCUUUGUAUCUAGUCCAUCCAACCAAUUUUAUCAAGUUCUUGUGGGGCUUGUUCAGGCCAAUUAUAAGCGCCAAGUUCGGCCGUAAGGUGCAAUACGUGAACUAUCUGUAUGAGCUGCAAGAGUACCUCCAUUUCGAUCAACUGCCAAUACCACAGAGAGUUCGAGAAUUCGAUGCAAAACGGAUUGCAAAAUAUAAACCGAAGGAGUAUGCUUCUAUCAACCAUGAUGAUCUAGUGCUGAAGAAAAACAAAGUCCAUCCCCGGUCGCAGGCCCAGGUCCAUGCGAGUCUACCAGCUCAACAGUUUGGGGUGACUUUACAAAUAUUGAAAAAUGCAAACCAGGGUGACUGUAUACCCCCAGUGGUGCAGCAGACGAUAAAAUAUCUGAAGGAAAAAGGCUUGGAGACUGAGGGCAUAUUUCGGAGAUGUGCAAAUGCCAACACGGUGCGAACUGUGCAGAGACAAUUCAAUGAAGGGGAUAUGGUCGACUUCCAUGGUCUCGUGGAUGUGCACAUUCCUGCUGUCAUUUUAAAGACAUUCCUCCGCGAGUUGCCCGAACCUCUGUUGACCUUUGACCUUUAUGACGCUAUACUUAGGAUACCUUCUUAUCCGGACCAGGACAAACGCGUCAUGGAGACGAGACGACUAAUCAUUGAUGAGCUGCCAGAUGACAAUUAUGACGUACUGAAAUAUGUCAUUUCUUUCUUGACGUUGGUGAAAGACCAUGCGGACAUGAAUAAAAUGUCAAGUCAGAAUCUAGCAAUCGUGUUCGGACCGAAUCUAAUUUGGCCAAGAAGUCAAGUCUCGCUUACGACAAUGACACAUAUUAAUGCAUUCACAGAACUCUUAAUCUCAAACUAUGAGGAUAUAUUCGUAAAGUGACAGUAGCUCCACCUACUGGGUAGGAGGGGGGAGAUAUGUUACACUAGAACGCAGCUGAACGUCUAUUUCGGAUAGGUCAGCUUCAGUCAAGCUGUGACAUUGGUGAGAAAUCCCCAUUGGGUGAUGUUUUGCCUUUGUCACUUGACUGGAAAAGAGCUACCAGCCUACUAGUCUUAGGAGAAUGUGCAUCCUUUGCUGUUAUGUGCACUGGUUCAUCUUGGAGAGGUACCUAUUAUCUUAUUUCUCUCCAGAAUGACAUUCGGCAAGGCAUGCACGAGGAAAAUAGGAUGUUUUUUUUAUGAAGAUGUACAAACGACGCUAUUUUUUAAGGCAAUUUUAUGACUAUUCAUGAAGCCUUCCUACUUGUUGUUACCACAAGCAAUAGGGUAUUCGUACCAAAUAUCAUGGUUUUGUGUUAAGGUUUUUUAAAUCAAUAGGCUCAUGUUUGAAAGUUUUUUUUAAAUGAAAAAAAAACACAAGAAAAUCCAAUUUUUCAGGCUGCGGUUUUAUCGACUGUAAAUAGUGUACAGAACUGCUAAUUGGGGCUCCCUCAUUGAACCCAGUUAUCGGCAAUAUUUUUAGUUGAUGUGAUGAGAACCUUUCCUUUGCUGACAUGCUCGACAUUGCAGGUCAAUCCGUGUUGUAUAGGGCUGUUUAAAAUGUUGAUUCCUUGGUCACAUUUUCAUUGGAACUAAUAUUCUCAAAGGUGGGUCGUGCAAAGCAGACUUCAAUGGUUUCAGUAUUUUUCUGCGAUAAGAAUGAUUUGCAUUCAGAAGUGAGAGCAGCACUUCUUGGAAACGCUGAGAGUCUCCACGGAUGUAUGCAGAGUAAAAAAUCAACUGCCAGUGUUUUUUGAGUGGAAAGGUUUGUAUUUACCUUACUUCACAAUAGAUGUCAAUACAUUUCUGGUUCUGUUUCCCGCCCCAUGGUGGCAGCAGUGUUGAAGAGUCCCUCCCUGAGAGUUUUCUGUUGUCUGCUUAUGCACACGGCUCUUGGCUGCUUUUUACAAAGAUAUCUGCUCACUUCUGUGUUUAACUUUAGAAGUUUACCAACAAGAAGAGAUUGUGUUGGCAGUAAUUUCAUUGUUUGUAAUAGAAAACAUCACACACGACGUGAAAAUUAUUCUUACGGGAAAAACAGAUCUUCCCUUUGGCACAGCUUUUAUCUUUUGUUAUACCUCAGUCUUGAGCAUGCCCACUCUCAGGUUAGAUUAUCCAUGACGAUAUCUUCUUAUAAUCUUGUGGAGUCAAGUUUGGUUCUGAAAUGUUUUAGGUUGGUCUAUCGUAUCAAGCAAUGGAGUAAAGACUGGCAGACUUGCCCAGAUUCGAAUUCUGUCGUUGGUUGUCUGUUUAUUAUUAGGGCAUUAAAGUGUGUAGCUUCUGAAAUGGUGACCAAAAAACCUAACAGAUUAAAAAGAUGUUGCUUAAUUGUUGCUCCGAAACUAAUGAAUAGUAUGAGCAUUGGUUAGUUUAGUUGGGUUAAUUGGAAAAGUUGUACAUUCAAAACAUUUACUGCCAAAACUUAAUUUAUUUACUGUACUGGUAGUUUAUUAGAUGGAGCUUUCAAUAUGAUUUUAUCAAAAAUGCUUCAGUAUUAAGAUCACAACAUUAAAGUAGUUUGAUAUUUUGGAAAAUCGUUCCUUGGUCAAAUUUGUCCACUUGUUAGACAAAAUCUGGCUUGAAUUUGGAAUGUAAAGUGAAAUAAUACCUGAAGCAGUGUUGCUUUUGUGUUUGCUAUAUGCCUGAUAAUGUAGGCAGAGAGUUGGUCUGGCUUUUCAUUCGAAGCGUUAUUGUAUUUUUGUCUGCAGAUGAUUUGAAUUUUUUGUUUUUGCACAAUGUUGUGUGUUCUAUUGGCUGAGUAAUAUGUUGUCAUUUUGGAGUUCAUCACAUUGUUGGUAUGAAUUCGAAAGGAAAUACAAAUUUUGAGUUGCAUUCUGUUAAUGAUCAGUCAGUUGAUGAUAAAUUGGUGUCUAUCGCUGGACCUUUGAUGAUAGAUGGUGACCUUAUAGUACCAUGUAUCAAAAAAAGACUAAAAUAAUGUAAAACUAUGGGGCUGUUGCAAUAAGAUUUGGGGAAAGGAAAACUAAUCAGUCAUCAAAUACCUGUUGCUUUGUUUGGAGUCAUUAUAAUUACUUGUAUAUGUAAUCUAUUUUGCCUUAAUGGGCCCCUGUGAAAUGGGGUUUAUUUUGUGUUUGUUCAAGAAUCUCACCUUCAGUUUUGUCUCAAUUCUUCUGCUGAGUUAUAUGUGAUUUAUAGAGUUUUUACCCAAGUCACAGAGCCGUGGGUAAUUACAGUUUUUGUCAAGAAAAUGAGGAUUCUGUAGUCUUACUAAAGAACUGUUGAGGUCUGCAUGAUAAGAUCACUUGAUUUAGCAUGCGACACUUUAGAAAUAACAUAAUAUGCUAUACUGUCACGCAGUAUCAUAGACUAGAGAACACUUUUUGGCAUAUUUAUGCGUGUUUGUUUUGAGUUGAGAUGUCCAGUUUACUAAUAUGAGUUAGACUGCUAGAUUGUGCCAUCGCUUGAACUGUUAGUAUUUGCAUGUUUUAUCAAUGGAGGAGUAAUUGAAGCACUGAGACACAAAAUGCCAUUUGUCCAGAACUGUAUACUUAUGCUGAACUGGUUGAUCACGUCAGUAGGACAAUGGGUGAUAUGAAUAAAGACUAGCAAAUGCUUUUACUCUGGUUUUGUACAGGAAGGCCUAGUGUAAAUGUACAUGGAGAUUUAGAUAAAAGCAUUUGCUAGUCUUUAUUCAUAUCACCCAAUGGUGCCCUGUUCGAUAAAAGAGCAUGGCGCGAGUAUUAACAUCAUUUUAGUGCUUGACUGGGGAGGCUCCAGGGUAUCUCAGAUCCAUGAUUCAGUUGGACGGAUCGAUCGCCAAAGCCUUAGAUCAGGAUCUGCGAUGUUCCUUGAGGUUCCUCGGUUCAAGUGCCAGACCCUUGGUGGUCUUUCCUUUGCAGUAGCUGCUCCAAAACUGUGGAACCAGCUGCCGCAAAAUCUCCGUAACAUUGAUUCCCUCCAGACGUUGAAGUCCCUCCUAAAGGCCCACCUUUUUGCAGUUGCCUUUGGGGAAAAAAGAAUACCCACUCGCUGAGUAAAUUGGAGCGCUCUACAAAUGCCAACAUUGAUUGAUUUUGAAAUCUCGGGUCCAAAUGCUUCAAUUUGUGCGAGCGAUACAUGUAAAUGAAUAUGCAAUCUUAUGGUAGCCGUCCACGUCCCUUGACAACUUCGGUUGAAUCUUUCAGGCUGGAACAUAUUCUUGGAUCACAAGUUGAGGUUACUCUAUAUAUUCAGGAUAAUUUCACCGUGUCGGAAUAAUACUGGUGAGACUCGACACAGGUGUGUAUCCACUUUAGAAACCCAUCCAGAUGUUGUGUCUGUUGACAUUGAUGUUGUAUUAACAGCCCAUUUUAGCCCAUGUACAGAUGAAGAUGUCCCUUGAUCAAAUUUGUUUUCAAUGGAGGUAUAAUCUCAUGUUUUAAUUCACUGAAUUUUAGUUCCUAUAUUUGAGAAAUUGUUGAAAUCUUGAUUUGCUGACAAGGGAUUUCAAUGACAGAGAGUAGGGACGAAGGAUUUUCACUUUGCCAAAUAAAAUUUGUUCUUACUGUAGUUCAGUAUCUAAAAUGGGGCACUGAUAGUAUGUAGUUGGCUGCUACAUGAAUGGUUUCCUUCAAUCUAGUCAUGCGGUCCAUGUAAGGGCUGUAUCUUGGGUGCAGAGUUAUGUUGUACGUUUUUCCAUGUAAAAGAUUUGUAGAUACGCAUACGCACUUUCACUGUUUUCUUUGCACUGUACAUUGAAAUCUCUACGAUAAGGAACAAUCAUUUUAUUUCUGCAUUGGUGUGGAACAUAACGGUGACACAAGCGCAGUGGUAAUUCACAUUUUAAAAUAUACCAGCUUCAUGCCACAACAGACUUGCCUGAGUCCUUUGGUCUGGUGAAGUUUCGAAGGGAGCUGAAAAGAGUGCCUUUGAUCCCUUUAAAAGUAUUUCGUCAAACAGCAAAUCUAUCUAUUGCGACCCAUAUUAAAGCGGUAUAUUAAUUUGAAAUACCACUGUGAUACAUAUAGCAAGGAAAUGCCUGGGUACUCAGGAUGGUUGUGGAAUAGUACUUAAAGAGUUUUCAAUUGUGUUUGAAAAUGGAUGACCUCUGUUUCGAGUAUGCAUUUCGUCAUGUUCAUGAAGGACAACUAACCCAGGGACAGUUCAAAAUCAUAAAUCUCAUGAAAAUGGGUAUUGGACUUCCCCGCUGUGCCCUUCAUGAACUGGUUUGUCUCGGUACCGUCUUGGUCCAUGAAUGAUGCCGAGUAGGGACUUACACUGAUAUCACAAAAGAGUUGAUGUGAUUCAAGUCGGACUAAAAUGUCUGCUUAAAAGUGUAAGAUACCCAGUAUUUAUUCAAAAUAUCAAUAAACAGCAAUUGUCGAAA